GAGAGCACAACGUUGAUAUAAGGCAGACAGAUAUAAGCAAGCGAGAGAAACGCAUCGAAAACAAUCGCAUAAACUCCACUUAUCCGGUUCAGCCAGCCAGCAGAAAAAGACGUACACGUAGACAGGUAUCUUCUGUCCGUGCGUAUAUCGGUAUACCUGGAAGUUUUUUUUUCCUACACGAAAAAUUCGUCGUCUCCUGUGUCGUUGGAGUGAGAUUAUUGAAUACUGCUGUAGUGUAGCUUUCGCCGGAAUGCGAGUGACCAACAUUCGCCGGGGGCGUAUCGCCCGAAUUGCUGUAAUCGCGGUGGUACUAGUGUUUAUACUCUACAUGAUUGCCACCUGGUCCGGUGUUGAUCAUCACUCGAUGAAGGACGCUUACAACGCACGGUUCGUCGGCAAGAGGCAGGUAGAUUCACCAGACCACAGGAACGUCUUCCCGGUGCUGAUAGAAGGUCUUGGCAACUUCGAACCGAAUGAAGUGGAACAUCGUGAUGGGCCGGGUGAGGGUGGCAAAGCGUAUACUCUGCCUGAAGAUAUGCAGAAUCGAGCGUCGGAUGCGGAAAUGGAGUACGGAAUGAACAUAGUGCUGUCGGACACGAUUUCAUUGGAUCGUACCAUUAGGGAUACCCGACUGGAAGAAUGCAAACACUGGGAUUAUCCGCAUGAUCUACCCACUACCAGUGUGAUUAUAGUGUUCCACAACGAGGGAUUUUCGGUGCUGAUGAGAACGGUCCACUCGGUUUUGUAUCGUUCGCCCAAGCAUGUACUGCACGAGAUUAUCCUGGUUGAUGAUUACAGCGACAAGGAAGAUUUGAAGGAAAAACUGGAAACCUACAUCGAACGGUUCGACGGUAAGGUUCGACUGAUACGGAAUGUUGAACGAGAAGGUCUGAUUAGGACGAGAUCACGGGGAGCGAAAGAAGCUACCGGUGAGGUAAUCGUUUACCUGGAUGCCCACUGCGAGGUGAACACAAACUGGCUACCACCCUUGCUGGCUCCUAUCUACAGGGAUAGGACGGUCAUGACGGUCCCGGUGAUUGAUGGAAUUGAUCACAAAACUUUCGAGUAUCGGCCGGUUUAUGCCGAUGGACAUCACUAUCGAGGCAUCUUCGAGUGGGGCAUGUUGUACAAAGAGAACGAAGUUCCCCGUCGGGAGCAAAAGCGACGAAAGCAUGACAGCGAACCGUACAAGAGUCCGACACACGCCGGUGGUUUGUUUGCCAUCAACCGGAAGUUCUUCCUCGAAAUAGGAGCCUACGAUCCGGGGUUGCUGGUGUGGGGUGGUGAAAACUUUGAAUUGAGUUUCAAAAUCUGGCAGUGCGGAGGUAGCAUCGAGUGGGUGCCAUGUUCCCGGGUCGGCCACGUCUAUCGUGGCUUCAUGCCGUACAACUUUGGAAAGUUGGCCAACAAAAAGAAAGGUCCACUGAUCACAAUUAACUAUAAAAGGGUGAUCGAAACAUGGUUCGAUGAACAGUACAAGGAAUAUUUCUACACGAGGGAACCCUUGGCACGAUUUUUGGACAUGGGUGAUAUCAGCGAACAGCUGGCGCUUAAAGAGCGACUCCAGUGCAAGAGCUUCCAGUGGUACAUGGAUAACGUGGCGUACGAUGUCUUGGAUAAGUAUCCGGCUUUGCCAGCGAAUUUGUACUGGGGAGAACUGAAAAACUCCGGCACGGAGAAGUGCGUGGAUGCGUUGGGCCGUCAACCGCCAGCCAUCAUCGGACUGCAGCAUUGUCACGGCCAAGGCCACAACCAGUUGAUUCGGCUGAAUGCCGCUGGUCAAUUGGGAGUAGGUGAACGAUGUAUCGAGGCAGACAAACAAGGCAUUAAAAUAGCAUUCUGCCGAUUAGGAACAGUGGACGGGCCGUGGCAGUACGAUGAAACCACUUCGACCCUGCUUCACCGGACGUACAAAAUGUGCAUGGGCUAUCACCCACAAACGCGAGCACUCGCGCUGAUGCCUUGCGACGUUCACAAUGCCUACCAAUCCUGGAAGUUUCACAGCAUCACCCCGCGAUGGUAAGGUAGUUGAACGCUUGUAACUGUCACAUUCCCCUUACCCGAGCUGUGUGGUAGGAUCUGAUACAAGGUGAGAAUCGAACCUUUUCUCAAGCACCCAACUUUGGCGAGAGUUGCAUCAAUUAAGGGCAAGUGAAUGAAAAGCCUGUAUAUACCGACAAAAAGGCCCGUACGUAAUUAACUACUGUUCUCUCAUAUAAUGUGCAUCGUGUAUAUACUAUACAUGAAAGUGUUAAAUUUUUUUUUAGAAAAUACUUCUUGUUGACUGAUCUUUCCGUAGACGAUAGAAUUCGAAAUUGUAUAAAAACAACUUGCCAAAAUUACUUAAUCAAGCAAGAACAAGAUCGCAACUAAUGUGAACUGAAAGUAUUUGAACAAUGAUCAAACUGAAGGGCGAAGCAAACCUCCAAUUGUUUUCGAAUCAGCUUCGUUUUCUUUUAAACUUUUAUUUCGAUCAAA
Molecule: messenger RNA, 2478 nt
Organism: Topomyia yanbarensis
Lineage: Eukaryota; Metazoa; Arthropoda; Insecta; Diptera; Culicidae
Gene: Pgant7
Product: N-acetylgalactosaminyltransferase 7
Exons: 3
Coding region: 251-2023 (590 amino acids)
Cellular component (GO): Golgi apparatus
Source: RefSeq, a predicted model, not a curated record